Messenger RNA from Ceutorhynchus assimilis (cabbage seed weevil), 882 nucleotides. Lineage: Eukaryota; Metazoa; Arthropoda; Insecta; Coleoptera; Curculionidae. The record is from the annotation of a GenBank genome assembly.
UUCGCAGACUGUAUAAGUGAACUAGUGCCAAAAUUAUGUGCCAAUUACAAAUUGUCCGUUGAUAACCGUAUACCAUCCGAGUCGUCCAAAAUGUUUUUCUCGCUAAACAAUAACCUCAAUCAGAAUACCAAUACGAAUUUCGGUAAUAUAAAUAACAAUAAUCAUAAUUUGAAUGGGAAUAAUCCCUUUCAUAAUGCGCUUCCGACGCCAUCCCCUUCAGCGUCGCCAAGUACGCCGGGUCCGCUACCGCCGUUGGGUGGCAAUAAUGGAAACAAUGGAUACCGGUUAUUGUCCGCCCAGGGAAUGGAAACUUUGCAAGCGUUUUUGAGGGAACACGGAAACGAUUGCAUCAAGCAAUUUGUUAAGAAACUGGAAGACAAAUUUCAGCAGCAAACUGCCUCCCCAACCAAGCUUGAACUCGAGCCAGCAAUCCAAGAAAUGCAGGCACGUGAACGUAGAGCGCAGAACAUUUUUAUCUUUGGAGUGGAAGAGUCAAACUCACCUGAGCCAGAACAGAAAUCAGCUUUUGAUUUAAAAAAAGCCACUAGCAUAAUACGUGACAUAAACGGCUUAACUGAACCCGCAAAAGUUAAAACAACUCGAAUUGGAAGGUACGAAGCAAAUAAGAAAAUACCUAUAAGAGCCACAUUCCCAACCAAGGAAGAAGCCCUGCAGGUGCUUAGACUGAAAAGUAAACUAAAAGAGCAAAGUAACACAUAUAUCAAGUAUGACCUCACUCCCAGUCAACGUACCUAUCUAAAAACAGUAAUCUCAGAGUUAGAAACCAGAAAAGUUGUAGGUGAGAUAGACUUAAUUAUAAAAUACCAAACUAAUAUUCCAAAGAUUGUGAAAGCUUCUACUAGGGCAGCUUCAAAAAACUAA